Molecule: messenger RNA, 845 nt
Organism: Magnolia sinica
Lineage: Eukaryota; Viridiplantae; Streptophyta; Magnoliopsida; Magnoliales; Magnoliaceae
Product: BTB/POZ domain-containing protein At1g30440-like
Exons: 2
Coding region: 133-522 (129 amino acids)
Source: RefSeq, a predicted model, not a curated record
GAAAGCUCUUCUUUCCCUAAUCCUCUCUCUCCCUCCCGAUCCUUGCUCCAUCUCUCUCAUUCUCCUCCUUCUCUCUCUCCAAUGCAUCAGCCGUAAACGCCCUCUUCUCUCUCUCGAUGGGUACCUUUCAGAAUGGUGGCCAAGCUCAUUAAUGGGUACCUUUCAGAAGUUGCGCCUGAUGUUCAUUUGAAGUUGUUGAAGUUCCGAUCACUAGCUGGGGUCGUUCCUGACAAUGCUAUACUGUUGGAUGAUGGCCUUUAUCGUGCGAUUGACAUAUACUUGAAGGCCCACCCAUGGCGGGAAAGCAGAUCCAUGCCCACCACAUUCUCGUGUCAGUCAUCCUUGACAACUUCCUCACCUCAAAGCUUGUCUCUAUUUGCUCCAAAUCUGGGCAUAUCUAUCACGCCCGCAAGGUGUUCGACGAAAUUCUCCAUAAAAAUAUCUUCUCUUUCAACACCAUGCUCAUUGCCUAUUCUUCACACAACCAUCACUCUGAAUCCCUUAGGCUCUUCUUGUCUCUGACAUCAUUCAAACUCACCCUUAAAUUUGACAAUUUCACCAUCUCCUCCCUCUUGAAAGCUCGUCGUCAGUGCCGCUUCCGCAUCCAAUGUUGGGUAAGGUGAUUUAUGCUUUUGUGCUUUGGCAUGGCUUUAAUUAUGAUCUAUUUGUUGCCAUUGUGCUGGUUACAUUUUACGCCAAGUCCGAUGAUUUGGACUUGGCUAGAAAGGUAUUUGACGAAAUGCACAAGAAAACUCACUACUAACCAGGAAAACUCAAGAUUGGCAUGGCUUUAUAGCUAACUUUUCUGUAUUUUUGUUGUUUUGUGGUUGACAAAGCUCACGAUU